AUGGAACGCAGGAUGCAGGCCCAGGCCCAGGGCUUUUUCGAACACUGGCUUGCCCAAGCCCAGGCGCCCCUUCGCGAGCCUCCUUUCGACAGCAUACCAAUCUUUGCCUGGGGGGUCCUCUCGCCUCUGCUCCUCCUCGUCAUCGUGUGGUACUUCAGCGGCGAGCACGAUCAGCCCAUCCGCUACCGCGUGCCCUCUCCAAAGGUCCCCGAGCCCAAGGAAAUCCUGCAGAAGCCAAGCAUAAAGGUCUCUGGUGCCAGUGUGAUCCAGUGUUAUGCCCCAGCCACCGGCCAGUUUCUUGGUUUCAUCAACCCCUCCAGCCCGGCCGCCAUCGACCGAGCCGUUGACGCCGCCGAGGCUGCGCAGAAGACAUGGGCUGGCACGAGCUUCCGGGAAAGACGCAAGGUCUUGCGGUCAAUGCUCCAGUAUGUCCUCGACAACCAGGAGGAGAUCUGCCGCGUGGCCUGCCUCGACUCCGGCAAGACCAUGGUCGACGCCCAGCUCGGCGAGAUCCUCGUCACCGUGGAGAAGUUGCAGUGGACCAUAACCCACGGCGAGAAGGCCUUGACCCCCAACAGGCGACCUACGAACCUGCUCAUGGUGUACAAGAAGAACACUGUCGAGUACGAGCCCUUGGGUGUGGUCGCUGCCCUCGUGUCAUGGAACUACCCCUUCCACAACCUCAUCGGACCCAUCAUCUCGGCCAUCUUCUCCGGAAACGGCAUCUUGGUCAAGGCUUCUGAGCAGACUGCGUGGAGCUCCAGCUACUUUGCUAGUAUCGCGAGGGGCGCCUUGAUUGCCCACGGCCAUGACCCGGCCCUUGUGCAGACCGUCGCCUGCUGGCCGCAAGUCGCCAACCACCUCACCUCCCAUCCCAAGAUCUCGCACAUCACCUUCAUCGGCUCCCGCCCAGUCUGUCACAAGGUCGCAGAGUCAGCCGCGAAAGCCCUCAUUCCUGUCGUCGCUGAGCUAGGUGGAAAGGAUGCCUGCAUCGUCCUGGACUCGGCCAAGGGCGACCUGCCGAGGAUAUGUGAGACGCUCCUCCGGGGCACCUUCCAGGCCGCAGGUCAGAAUUGUAUCGGAAUCGAGCGCAUUGUUGCUACGCCCGGUGUCUAUGACAAGCUGGUCGAGCGCCUCGAGCCUCGCGUCAGGGCCAUCCGUCUGGGCCAGGAGGCAGACAUGGGCGCACUGAUCUCGGAUGCCUCCUUCGGCAGGCUAGAGGGCCUGGUCGAGGACGCAGUCAAGAACGGCGCGCGCCUGCUCGCGGGCGGCAAGCGCUAUGCUCACCCCGGACACCCCAGUGGCCACUACUUCAGCCCGACCCUGCUCGUCGACGUGACCGCCAAUAUGGCCAUCGCACACGAGGAAUGCUUCGGCCCCGUGAUGGUUCUCAUGCGCGCUGCCUCCAACACCGCAGCCGACGUCCUCAGCGUGGCCAACGCGCCCGACUUUGGUCUUGGCGGCAGCGUUUUUGGGCGCGACUCGGACCCUGUCCUCCAGGCUGUUGUCAAAGGCCUGAGGUGCGGCAUGGUGGCUAUCAACGACUUUGCCGCCUUCUACGCCGUCCAGCUGCCGUUUGGCGGCGUCAGAGGCUCGGGUUAUGGCCGUUUCGCCGGCGAGGAGGGACUAAGGGGUUUGUGCAAUAUCAAGGCUGUGUGUGCAGACCGGUGGGGGUGGGCAGGUGUUAGGACAAGUAUCCCGCCACCGAUUAGGUAUCCGAUUGAUAGCCAGGACCGAAGCUGGAAGUUCGCAAAGGGCGUGGUGGAGACGGGUUACGGGUUGGGCACGGCGAGGAAGGUCGGUGGUGUGUUGGGAAUCCUAAAGAACAUGUGA
Diaporthe batatas is the source of this 1833-nucleotide messenger RNA. Its product is annotated as meiotic recombination directing protein. Lineage: Eukaryota; Fungi; Ascomycota; Sordariomycetes; Diaporthales; Diaporthaceae. The transcript is spliced from 3 exons. Gene Ontology annotation, molecular function: aldehyde dehydrogenase (NAD+) activity. The coding region runs from base 1 to 1833 and encodes 610 amino acids. The record is from RefSeq and is a predicted model, not a curated record.